AUGCGCUCAAUUAUUUCGGCAGUUAUUUUCAGCCUGAACCUUUUUACCCAGCCUCUUGUUCAGGGUCUACCUUCUGCGGCUGACUGGCAAGAAUUACAAAAGGCCGUAGAAGGCAGGCUUUUUACUGCAGAGCCGCUCGCUCGGCCAUGUUUCUCUAUUUUCCAAGGGGAAUCCGUGGAGCCAAAUGCUGGAGAGUGUAGCACAAUAAAACAACAUUACCUGAACAGCACUUUCAGAACUGCCGCGUACGCUGGGUUCGUCCACUCGCACAACGAGGCUUGUGCAUACAACGUCACGGACCAGUGUCUACUUUCAGCAGACGCAUUCUCAACAAAUGGCACCAACACUACUAGUGCGGCUCCCCUCACGGGUCCCUGCAACCGCGGGAUACUGUCCGAGAAGUACAUUGCCGUAUCAGGAGCCGAGGAUGUGCAGGCUGCGUUCAGAUUUGCGCAUCGCACCGGCAUGAAGCUUUCGGUAAAGGCCACGGGCCAUGACUACGCCGCACGCAGCAGCCUCAAAGGCUCCAUGGCGCUGUGGACCCGCCGGCUGAACGGCAUGGCCUUUAACCCAUCUUUUGCCCCUGUCGGCGGCUCUACACCGCCGGUCGCCGCCAUCACGGUCGGCGGCGGCGCAACCCUUGGAGAAGUGUACAGGUUUGCCGACGAACACAAUGUCACUUUCAUCGGCGGCUCUUCCGGCACCGUUGCGGCGGCCGGUGGGUUUAGUCUUCUCGGUGGACACGGAACUUUGACCCCAACGUACGGCAUGGGCGCAGACCGCAUGUUGGAAGUGACCGUCGUUACGCCAGACGGCCAGCUUCGCAUAGCCAACGCCCAUAUGAACCCAGACCUCUUUUGGGCGCUGCGAGGAGCAGGUAGUGCCACCUUUGGGGUAGUGCUCAACGCCACCUUCAAGGUAGAGCCCGUCAUGCCUAUCACGUUGGCUUUGAUGAGCUUUAACGCUACCGGUACCAACACUGGUCCCUUCCUCUCCCUACUUAUGAAUCACACCACCAUCUGGGCAGACGAAGGCUGGGGAGGUCCGAUGAGCAUGUCUACCCUUGCCCUUGUCAACCCGGCCAUGUCGCUGGACGCAGCAAAACGCUCCAUGCAGGAUGUGGCCGACUAUGUAUCCGCUCAGGGUGGCACCGUUGUCCUGGAGAGGCUACCUUCUUUUUACUCCUUUUACACCAAGUACGUCGAGGCCGCCAGCUCAACCGGCACCGGCGCCGCGACUUUUGUCACCUUCCGGACCCUCCCGAAACGCCUGCAUCAGAGCGAAGAGGGACGGGCCGCCAUGGCCAAGACCUUGCAAGGCAUCAAAGCCACCGGCCAUGACACGGUCAUCUUCCAGACGACACCCAACAAGUUCCCCUACGAACCGGGCUCCAACUCUGUACACCCGUCGUGGCGCGACAGUUAUUGGUUGGUGGGCACAUCCAUCUCUUGGUCGUCUAACGACGCCAGCCUCGAGGAGCGCAUGCGGGUCGCGGCCAUGGUGCAGGAGGUUUCGAAAAACCUAACCGAUCUCGCUCCAGAGGGUAGCAUGUACCCCAACGAGGCCGAUCCCUGGACCAGGGACUGGGCAAACGAGUUUUGGGGCGAGGAGAACUACGCCAGGCUGGUACAGAUCAAGAGGAAAUAUGACCCCCACGCCCUAAUCGGUUGCUGGAAGUGCGUAGGCUUUGAGGAUAGCCUCAUGGAGACGGAGUCGGCAUACCGAUGCCUUGGCGCGUUCCAAAAUGGCAAGUGA
Pyricularia pennisetigena is the source of this 1755-nucleotide messenger RNA. RefSeq lists its product as uncharacterized. Bases 1 to 1755 code for a protein of 584 amino acids. The record is from RefSeq and is a predicted model, not a curated record. Gene Ontology annotation, molecular function: oxidoreductase activity; FAD binding. Lineage: Eukaryota; Fungi; Ascomycota; Sordariomycetes; Magnaporthales; Pyriculariaceae. The transcript has a single exon.